GUUCAGCUGAUGCCUCAGUUCACGUGACCCUCGCACCGGGCGAACAUGGCGGCGGCCGCCGGACCCUCAUUCUGGCUGGGGAACGAGACCCUGAAGGUGCCGCUGGCGCUCUUUGCCCUGAACAGGCAGCGGCUGUGCGAGCGGCUGCGGAAGAGCCCGGCCGUGCGGGCCGGCUCCGUCGUGGUCCUGCAGGGCGGGGAGGACGCGCAGCGCUACUGCACCGACACCGGGAUCCUCUUCCGCCAGGAGUCCUUCUUCCACUGGGCAUUCGGUGUCACCGAGCCAGACUGCUACGGCGCCAUCAGCGUUGACACCGGGAAAUCAACCUUGUUCGUGCCCAGGCUUCCUGCCAGCCAUGCCACGUGGAUGGGAAAGAUCCACUCCAAGGAGCACUUCCAGCAGAAGUACGCCGUGGACGACGUCGAGUACACCGAUGAGAUUGCCAGUGUCCUGAUGUCACGGCAGCCCUCUGUCCUCCUCACAUUGCGCGGCGUCAACACGGACAGCGGCAGCAUCUGCAGGGAGGCCUCCUUCGAGGGCAUCAGCAAGUUCAAUGUCAACAACACCAUUCUUCACCCAGAGAUCGUUGAGUGCCGCGUGUUUAAGACGGACAUGGAGCUGGAGGUUUUGCGUUACACCAAUAAAAUCUCCAGCGAGGCCCACCGGGAGGUAAUGAAGGCCGUAAAAGUGGGAAUGAAAGAAUAUGAGCUGGAAAGCCUCUUCGAGCACUACUGCUACUCCCGGGGCGGCAUGCGCCACAGCUCCUACACCUGCAUCUGCGGCAGUGGCGAGAACUCGGCUGUGCUGCACUACGGACACGCCGGGGCCCCCAACGACCGGACGAUCCAGGACGGAGACAUGUGCCUGUUCGACAUGGGUGGGGAGUAUUACUGCUUCGCUUCCGACAUCACCUGCUCCUUUCCCGCCAACGGCAAGUUCACCGCGGACCAGAAGGCCAUCUACGAGGCGGUGCUGCGCAGCUGCAGGGCCGUCAUGGGCGCCAUGAAGCCAGGAGUCUGGUGGCCUGACAUGCACCGGCUGGCCGACCGCAUCCACCUGGAGGAGCUGGCCCGCAUCGGCAUCCUGAGCGGCAGCGUGGACGCCAUGGUCCACGCCCACCUGGGAGCCGUGUUCAUGCCUCACGGGCUCGGGCACUUCCUGGGCAUCGACGUGCACGAUGUGGGCGGCUACCCAGAGGGCGUGGAGCGCAUCGACGAGCCGGGCCUGCGCAGCCUGCGCACCGCGCGGCACCUGGCGCCGGGCAUGGUGCUCACCGUGGAGCCCGGCAUCUACUUCAUCCACCACCUCCUGGACGAGGCCCUGGCCGACCCCGCCCGCGCCUGCUUCUUUAACCGCGAAGUCCUGCAGCGCUUCCGUGGCUUUGGCGGGGUACGCAUCGAGGAGGACGUCGUGGUGACCGACAGUGGCAUGGAGCUGCUGACCUGCGUGCCCCGCACCGUGGAUGAGAUUGAAGCGUGCAUGGCAGGCCGAGAGAAGGCCUCUACGCCCCUCUCUGGUCCCCAGUAGAGCCAGCCGGGAAGGCCCAGCGGGCCUGGGGCCUGGCCUUGCAGCCUCUCCUCACCGUGACUAGCCUGCGGACGGGCCUUCCACCGGAGGAGACGGUGCUCAGAAAUCAGAUCCGGCAUCCACAUCUGAUCACACCAAGUACUGCUGUUUCCUAGGGAGGAAACACUCUUUUUUUAAAAUUAACGUCCUGCAAGAUCACACCCUUAAUCUGUUGUGUACCUUGCUCAAAUGACCAUGACUUAAAAUGCUGAUCGCAUAUAACCCUGUUCUUUAGUAGCAACUAACAUGUGCCUUGCUGUCAUUUACAUUCCUUUUCAAAGAAAAAGAUGCAUUUCCAGUGUUUUCUCUCGAAAAUCAAUAUGCAGAAUGGAAUUUACAAUAAACAGUUUCCUAAAGUG
Molecule: messenger RNA, 1925 nt
Organism: Lemur catta (Ring-tailed lemur)
Lineage: Eukaryota; Metazoa; Chordata; Mammalia; Primates; Lemuridae
Gene: PEPD
Product: peptidase D
Exons: 15
Coding region: 46-1527 (493 amino acids)
Molecular function (GO): manganese ion binding; metalloaminopeptidase activity
Source: RefSeq, a predicted model, not a curated record